AGGAGGAACAAGAGGAAGAGGAAGAAGGCGCUUGGCAACACUGAGAGGCAGCAGCGCAGAGGAGCCGGCGGAGUGCAUUACCAUGGGCGUCGAGGUCAUCACCACAUCUCCAGGGAAUGGCCAGACCUGGCCCAAAGCUGGCCAGCAGGUAGUGGUCCAUUACACAGGAACCCUGACUGAUGGGUCCAAGUUUGACUCCUCACGGGACCGUGGGAAGCCCUUCAAGUUCCGCAUUGGGCAAGGAGAGGUGAUCCGCGGCUGGGAUGAAGGCGUGGCCCAGAUGUCUGUUGGCCAGAAGGCUCGCCUGGUCUGCAGCCCUGACUACGCCUACGGGGAGAAAGGCUUCCCAGGUGUGAUCCCCCCCAACGCCACACUGACCUUUGACGUAGAGCUGCUGGCUGUGGAGACCUAAUGGUGUUCUGCACUGCUGCUGAUGUUGCUGCUGCUGUGACUUUUUGGAAAGCAAGAGUGUAAGGAAUUCUGGUGUGUACUAAGGGUGCCCUGAUUUGGUUCUUCCAUCAUCUCCCUUCAAUUUAAGGCUGAUGAACUAUUUGUUUUGUUAAUUAUUGUUUAAGAGAUGAAAGUUUUAGUAAUUUCUCUCCAAAACAGAUAUAGAUGAUGCCUCUUUGCUCAGGAACAAUACAAAGUGAUGUGGAUGCUUGGUAACAAAGGUUCCAGUGUCACCCUUCUUACCCCAAAAAAGUCCUGUCUUGCAGUACUCAACAUUGAUCCUUGUCAGACUAGACACUUAUGUUCUACUACAUAUGCAAUUUUAUAUAUAUUUUUACUUUAUUACAUCUGUCUCUGACCUCAGUGAUGCUUUAUCAUUUUAGCUCCAACAGUGAAUAUUAGCAAAAGUGGAUGACAAAAUUAAGUAUAAUGCAGUGUGUUACAUUGAUAAUUGACUUGUUUUAAAGUCAGAUAGUUACUUUGCAGGAUUUGGCCUCUUAAGCUUACAGCGCAACAAGGUUUUGUCUGAUAAUGACGUUUGAACAGUAACUGGAGAAGAUAACCUAAGAUAUGUUUACACCAGAAUGUUCUGCACCACCUGUAUGUUGUUUUAUAGAAGUAGCAGCAAUCGAAAAUCACAUUUUACCUUUUUACUCGUAAAAACUUGGAUGGGUUCUUAUGUUUUAUCUCCAAACGUGUAGAUUAAAUAGUUAAAUUUGAGACCAGUAUUAUAACUAAUUGUUCUUUAAAGUAACAGGUCGAGGUAGUCUCUGAUCAAAGCAAUGCACUCUGGUAAAUUCACCUGUCAUGAGUCUGAGGUGUCCACUAGUUUUGGAAGUGACGAGUGCAUUGCUUCACGGUGAGAGCCUCUUGUUUCUGGUCAUUCAUUGUGUUAGACCCCAUGAGUUUGCACUAAGUACUCUUGGUCCAGUGGUUAAGUGAAGAGCAUUCCUUUUCAAUGUUCUCAACUGUAGGAUAUCCUUGCUGUGGCUAAACCUGUGCUUCUGUAGUGUAGAUACAUUUAUCUUGGAUUUGUUUGGUCCGGUUAACCCUAAUGGUUAGACUCAAGUUUCUGUGGCUCUUUCUCCAGUCUGCAGACUUUAUAUACCUUUUUUUCAUUCUUUUGUAACUUCUCAGUACAAGGUUCUUCUGGUCAAAUAAAAAUAUGAAUAAUUA
Messenger RNA from Eriocheir sinensis (Chinese mitten crab), 1626 nucleotides. It is a transcript of the gene Fkbp12, whose product is annotated as peptidyl-prolyl cis-trans isomerase Fkbp12-like. The transcript has 4 exons. Lineage: Eukaryota; Metazoa; Arthropoda; Malacostraca; Decapoda; Varunidae. The record is from RefSeq and is a predicted model, not a curated record. Gene Ontology annotation, molecular function: peptidyl-prolyl cis-trans isomerase activity. Bases 83 to 412 code for a protein of 109 amino acids.